GGGAGGCGCCGUUUCAGGUCGCGCGCCGCCCGCCGUCGUUCUCUCAACCCUGAGUGGCUGGGAAGGGAAGACGCCCAGAAGCCCUUGCGACGGGCCGUUUCCCCUGCCUUUGCCAGGAACUGCCCCGACUUGGGGUGUUGAGGCCUCGGCCCCCCCAAGUCGCCUCAACGGCCCUGCCAUCGCUUCCCCCCGCCCUCCUCAAGCCCCCGACGACUCUGACGAAUCAGCCAGCUCGAAGGAACAUCCGUGGGCAGAAAAAUGAACGCCCCGCCCUUAAUCCAGAACCUGCUGGAGAAGAUGGAGUCCGCUGACAAGGAUUUAAGGUUCAUGGCCACCUACGAUCUGAUAAUGAUGCUAAAGAAAGACUGCGUUAUGAUGGACGAAAAUACAACCAAAAAAAUGGUGACGAUGGUCCCAAUGCUGACGCAAGAUCAAAAUGCAUCGGUCCAGACUCUGGCAGUAACGUGCUUGUGCCUUCUGGUGCAAAAAGUGAAAGAGAUUCAAGUUGAGGUCAUCGUGGACACUUUGUGUGUCAAUAUGCUCACUGGGACCAAUAAAUUUCGGGACAUGUCUGGUAUUAGCCUUGGAAAAGUCAUUAAAGAAUUGUCUUCUUUAACAGUCUCACCUGUAAUGAUCCAAGUGUUCCAGAGACUCACGACUCAGCUCGUGGACGCUAUUGAGCGGCAUCACGAUGUGUCAGUGCAGAUAGAAGCUCUGGAUAUCCUGCCACAGGUACUAAGCAGGUUGGGGAAAGCUCUCUUGAACAUCCAAAUUCCUGUCCUCCACUGCCUGAUCUCACUGCUCACCAACCCCAACAAUACUCUGCGGAAGAGAGCCAUCAUUGCCCUGGGCUACCUCGUCAACAGCUGCAAUGGGGAUAUCAUCUCCUUCCUCAUGGAUCACCUGUUGAUGGGUAUAAGGAGCCACAGAUCUUUGUCUACCAUCAAAACUUACAUCCAGUGUGUCACCAACAUUGGAAAGAUGGCAUGCUGUCACAUCGAAAAAUACCUGGAGCAGAUCAUCCUACUGUUGGGGGAGGUCUGCAGCUUGGAAGACGAUGACCUGCGGGAAAAUUGCUUCUACGCCUACGAGGUCUUCACGAGAAGGUACUCUAGGGAGCUGGAUCCUUUCAUUCCCAGCAUAACCAAGCUGUGUCUUCAAUAUUUAGCUUACGAUCCCAUUUACAGUAACAACAAUGAGGAAACUACGGAUGACCAGCUGGACAGCAAUGAUGAGGCUGACCAACAAGAAAGUGAUGAUCAAUUCAGCGAGGACGAAGAUGACAUGAGCUGGAAAGUCCGCGGGGCAGUGGCCAAAUGCCUGGAUGCCAUUAUCUGCACUCGGCCUAACCAACUCCAGGAGUUCUAUCACACCCUGUCCCCAGCACUCAUUGACAGGUUCAGAGAGCGGGAGGAGAACGUUCUGGCCAAAAUCUUUGAGGCCUACAUCUCCCUGCUGAAGCAGACUCAGUAUACGAAGGAGAGGCUCCAAAUCGUGAUGGCCAAGGACAAAGAAAAUACUCCAUUCCUCAUGCUGCAGGAUCAGGUCCCCCACAUUGUCAACGCCCUCUAUCAGCUUCUCACGAGCAAAAACAACAAAGUCCGGCAGGGAUGUGUGAGCCUUCUCACCGAACUGUCUAAUGUCCUGCCGUGGUCUUUGACCAAGCACAUUCCUGUCCUGGUACCUGAAAUUGCCUUCUCCCUGGCCAACAAGUUGCAUCCCAGCAUGCGAUUUGACACUUUGGCCUUCUUUCACACCCUCCUGACUACCCAUCCCAGCGAGGCCUUCCAGCCCCACAUCUCAGCACUGCUGCCCCCGGUGAUGGUCUGUGUCAGCGACCCCAUCAACAAGAUCUCUUCUGAGGCCCUGCUGGUUACCCAACAGUUGGUGAUCGUUCUCCGGCUCCUGGAUGGGGCUUCCCGUUUUGAUACGCAUCCCUACGUUCAGCAGGUCUUCACUGCCAUCCUGGGCCAGCUGAAGGCCACCCACUCUGACCAAAAGGUGCAGGAGCAGGCUAUCAUUUGCAUGGGUCAGGUCGUGUGCCACUUCGGGGACCAGCUGGGUGACGACCUAGAGCCCACGUUGCUCAUCUUUGUAGAGAAGCUGAAGAACGAGAUCAGCCCGCUGAGCGCCGUCAAGGCCUUGACCCUGGUGGCAGACUGCCCGCUAAAGGUGGAUCUCGGGCCCCUGCUGGGAGAGGCCUUCCCCAUCCUGGCCCCCUUCCUGCAAAAGAACGAAUGGAGCUUGAGAAUGGCCACCCUGACGGCCCUCAAGACCUUGGUGAGGCGCCAUGGUGCCAGCCUCACGCCGGCAGCGGUUGAAGUGGUGCUGGCAGAACUGCCCAUCAUCAUCAGCGAUAGCGACAUGCACGUCUCCGAGGUGAUCGUGAGCUUCCUCACCACCGUGGCUCAGUGCCACCUCGACUCCCUCACCAAAGUCAGAGAGUCUCUCCUCCCGAAGAUACUUGAGCUGGUCUACUCGCCGCUGCUGCACGCUGGAGUGCUGCCGACUAUCACGGACUUCUUCCGGGCUUGGGUGGGGUCCGGAAGCUACGUGGCGCUGAUGAAGCAGCUUGUCCACCCCAUCUAUGACUCGAGUGCUAGCGCCCCAGACCUGCCCAAGCAGGCCUAUAACUCAGUGGCCACGUGUGUGGCUGCCCUGACCUCCAGCUGCCGCCAGGAGAUUCCUGGGACGGUGAGCCGGUUUGUCCAGGAGGCCCAGUCUCCCGACUCGAGCCCGGCGGUGAAGGUGCUGGCCUUCUUUGUGCUGGCCGAGUUGAGGCAGGAUGUGAGAGGAGAGGAGCAUCCAGAGCUAAAGGAUGUGCUUCUGGGGGCACUCUUAUCCCCCAUUCAGGAGGUGAAGGAGGCAGCAUCCCAUGCGCUGGGGACUGUUGGGGCAGAGAACCUCUCUGACUACCUCCCCCUGUUAAUGAAAGAGAUUAUGAUCCCGAGCAAAAGACAACACCUGCUGCUGCAUUCCCUGAAAGAACUAAUAGGAACCGCCCCAGCUGAGACCCUCGGGCCCCACGUGGAAGCCAUAUGGGCCCUACUCUUCACACAUUGCAAUGACGCUACGGACUGGGGCCAGAGCUUGGUGGCCAAGUGUCUAGCGCAACUAGUGCUUGUGAACCCUGGCCAGCUGCUGCCUCGGCUGAGGGUGAAGCUCUCAUCAGAUUCCCCCAACGUCCGUGGCACCAUAGUCACAUCUGUCAAAUUCCUGAUCUUCAAAUCGGCACAGCCCAUCGAUGACCUCCUAGAAGGUUGCAUAGGAGAUUUCUUAGGAACUCUUCAGGACUCAGAUUUCAACGUCUGCCAGGUUGCACUGGCCUUGUUUAUCAUCCUCGCACACCACAAACCCUCACUGAUCCGAGAUCGCCUCGACACUCUAUUGCCCCACAUCUACAUCAAGACCAAGGUCUGUCGGAAGCUCAUCCGGGAGGUGGAGAUGGGUCCAUUUAAACAUCGUGUGGAUGACGGCCUAGACCUCAGGAAGACUGCCUUUGAGUGCAUGUAUAUGAUGCUGGACAGCUGCCUAGAUAAGCUCAACAUCUACGAGUAUUUAGAACAUGUUGAGGAGGGGUUGAAUGAUCAUUAUGACAUCAAGAUGCUGAUUUUCAUCUUACUGAAUAGGCUGUCCAAGCUGUGCCCCCCAGAUUUGCUGCCGAAGAUAGAAGGCCUCCUUGAACCCCUCAAAAUCACUUGCACACAAGUACCCACCUCCGUGGUGUGGCAUCACCUUGCCAGCUCCGCUAUGCAAAUAUACCCACCACGGGGUUAGCAAGACUAACGAAGGGCAUAUGAAGACUACAAGUUCUUAAUCAACCGAAUGACUCCAAUUAUAACAAGUGACCCCAAUCAAGAGUAAUACUGAUUCAAGUUUAUGGUAAAUGGAGACCAGUUUUCAAAGCAAUAAACCACUUCAAUUC
Tachyglossus aculeatus (Australian echidna) is the source of this 3925-nucleotide messenger RNA. RefSeq names its product cullin-associated NEDD8-dissociated protein 1-like. The coding region runs from base 259 to 3777 and encodes 1172 amino acids. Gene Ontology annotation, biological process: protein ubiquitination; SCF complex assembly. Lineage: Eukaryota; Metazoa; Chordata; Mammalia; Monotremata; Tachyglossidae. The transcript has 14 exons. Gene Ontology annotation, cellular component: nucleus. The record is from RefSeq and is a predicted model, not a curated record.